AUGUUGAUGAUUAAUGUAGAAGAUGGAGAAGACAAAUGUGGAAAGAAAGCUCCAACUGAAAUGGAAAAGACCAUUGAGAGUUCACAGGCCAGUCCACACGAUUAUUCUUCACAUACAGUUAUCACCGAUGUGGAUAAAAGGGAAAGCAAGGAAAUCCUAUCCCAAGAAUCAGAUCUGGAGAUAUCUAACCUCUCAGGUAGUUCAUUAGAGGACUCUUACUCUGCAGUUAGAAAACCUGUAAAAGUGAUUCUAAAUUCAGAAGAAAAUGGCACACCACAGCCGGAGCAACCCUGGAAGAAAAUUAUUUUUGAAAAAGUGGAGGCACGAGCCCAAGCAAUGCAGCAGGUGAUUAAAAGGGAGGAUAAUCUGAAGAAGGAACUCGAAAAAAAGAGCAUCAAAAAACUCUCAAGGGAAGAUUUGGCCAAAGAGUGGUUUGAUACCGAAGAGACAAACCUGGAUACUCGUGCUUAUUUGCUUGACAAACUUCUCCCCACCUUAAUUCCUGGAGUGGAAAAAAUGUUAAUGCAAGUGGAAAAGAAGCAGCUUAAGAAAGAAAGUGAUAUUCCCACCAAGUUUGACCCAAUUGAUUAUUUGGGGGAAUACCUGAUGAGAAACAAUCCUUAUCAUGUCAAAGGCCUGAGUAUGUCUGGCUAUCAGAGUGUAAUGAAAGAAGUCACAGAACAAUUGAAAGUACAUGUUCCCAACACUACUUGCCACAGAGUAACCCAGAUGAAGGAGAGUGUUAAACAAAAUCGACAACAAAGAGAAAGUAUAGACAAAAUUAAAUUUGAGGUGACUAACACACGGAAGCAAGCCCUGGAAGAAAUGUUUAAAGAAUGGACUGUAGACCCCAACGAAAUGAUUCCUCUGAUAGUGAUUCAAAAUGUUCUUCAUGACUUUUAUCAAAAUUCAGAUUUUGAACUUGGUAAGCAUUGUUAGGAAUUGAUUAUUGUUAACUCAAUGGAACCAAGACUGGACAAAAAGGAAUUUACAGAAUUUGUCUCUUCACAAACAACAGACCUUACAACUGAAAUAUUUCAGGAACUGCUGAAACACUUUUGCUACUAUGCAGAUGAGUUCCGGAAAGUCAUAAAAACUGAUAUGCAAAGGCAGAAAUUUGCUGAACUAUUCAUGUAUUGUGAUCAUGGGAAGGUGGGGUUUUUGGAUCGGCAGAGGACGUUGGCCUUGCUGGAAAUAUUCUAUGACCAAAGUCCAAAACUAGUUAGAAGUUUACUCCGAAACCCAAGACAAUGGCCAUUUGUUGAAUUUGAAGAGAUAAGCCUGUCUGAGUUUUGGGGAGACAUGGACAGUCAGAAACACAUUUAUGAAGACUUUGAUGAACUGUUCUUAGACAUGAAAACAUUAUAUUCUCAAAAAUUCAAUGAUGAGAUAAAUAUAUUAGACAAUCCAGAAAAUAAAUACAAAUAUGAGGAUCUAGCACCAAGCUUAUCAGAACAGCAGAAAGAGAUAAGUGUAGAACAUGAACUAUAUGGAGAUUUAAGUGACCAAGAUGAAGAUGAAAAAGAGAGUGUAAAAGAGAAUGUUAAAAAUGACAAAUCCUGUGAACCCAAGUCCCUGGAAAUUGAAGGAAAAAUAUGGGAAGGGGAACUCUGGACUUAUAACUGGAAGACAAAGUUUGCCAAAGAUGAAGAGGAGGAAGAGGCAAAUUUAAUCUACAAAAAUUCCAACUUUGCAGAUCUACAUCCAAUUAUCAGAAACAUUCAGUCUUUCAGGAACAUAAAAAAUAGGAGCAUUUUCAGCAGAAUUUCUCUCAACUUAAUCCAAUUUGUGCAACUCCUGGAGACAUUUGUUGGUGAAGAUACCCUCUUGAGUGUCAGUGAGAAUCUUGUCUCCUUCUUUAAGAUGAGCUAUGCUGAAACAGAAGAAGAGAAAAUGAGUAAUUUAGAAGAGGCUAAACAAAAGACUUCCAAAAUUGUACGGAAACUUCUUUUAGAAGCCCUCUUUCAGAAAUGGGAUAGUAAUGCCUCAGGCUUCCUGAAUCUGGAUGAAGUUGAUGAACUCUUGUAUAAAUACAAAGAAGGAAUGGAAAAAGAAUCUAUGAAAAGGGCUAAACAACACAUCACAUUUCCAAAACCAUGCUCUGGUCAAGAAGUGAAGUUAUCUUCAAAACAUUUUCAUAAAUACUUAGAAUUGGUUGUGUCUGAGCUCCAGGGUAAUGAAGAUCUUGUUCUGGAAAGUAUUGUGGAUUUUCUGAUGAAUGCUUUGCAAAGAACACAUGUUGAGAAUCUGAGGAAUCAGGCCAGACGAAAGUGGCAGCACAAAAUCCAACUUGCGGCUGAGACAAGUGGGGUAUCCAUGGAGCCAGUUUAUAAUCAGACCUUUAAGGCCCUUACCCAGGACGCUGAAGCCCAUGGGAACAAGACCAUAAGUGCCCACAUUUCCCUCUUAGAAGAAAACAAAAAACUACCAGAUCGAGGGAAUGUUCUAUUAAGAAAUGUGGCUUGUACAUUGGAUGACGCACCAUUUGUCCUGAACAAAGUUCUGUACAGGGACAUGAAGGGGAUCAGCUUUACAGUUAUAGAUGAAGGAAAGCCAAUACAUGUCCCCCAAGUUCAGUACCACGGAAAUAUAAUGUUUUGGAAUGAUACUGAGAGUGAUCAUAAUGGGUCCUUCCUAGCUCUACCUCUUCAAGAUGCAUAUCUGAGAAUUUUUGGGGUCCUGGCUAUUGACACCUUAAGAGAUCCUCAGAAAAUAAACAUCUUUCUACAUCAUGAGAUUUGUUUCUAUCAAGGGGUUACCAAUGUCUUUAGUACUGCCUAUCACUAUGUCCACAGCAGGGAGCACAUUCUGCAUAUUGUGAUCACUGGCAUUGGUUGGCUCUAUAAUACCACAGUCAACAUCAGCUCUAUUGCUACAUAUUUUGUUGAGCCCAGUCCAGCAAAGGACUCAGACUAUGUCCUACGCAAUCUGAUGACUACAGGGGACAAGGGUCUAACAGAUAUCUAUAAGAAUCCCCCUGUCAUCUUCAGGAAAGCAUGCAUCUUCAGAGAUUUCCUCUUUAAGUGUGUAGACACUUCAGAAGUCAUUUUGACCUCUCCCUGUGGAGAAACCCACAUGUCAGUUCCACUUCGUGAGUUAACAGGAGAGGUUUUGGGAGUCUUGGACUUUAAUUUUGGCAGGAUUAAGAUGGUGCUCUAUCAAGAUUUUAAAGAUAUACAGAAAAUGAUAAAGGUGAUCCAAGCUGCCUGCAAUGAAAUACUGGGCGAGUUUGCUGGAGAGAUAAAGAAAAAGAAUAUCUUAGAGAUUGAGUGUAAAGGAGAAGUCCAGAGGGCAGGAGUUCUUUUCUUCCGAAUCAUGCUGCAAGAGAUACGGGAAGGUCUCCAGCAAGUUCCCUUUUUGGAUUUCGUCUCCCUGUUUCUCUAUGACACUAAUCCUCCAACAAUGCCAAUUAGAACAUCCCAAGACGUGGAAGAGGAAACAAAGCUAGUCUGUGACAUCUUAACUGCAGUUCUUUUGUUCUUUUAUCCUAAGUUGGACACAACAAAUUGGGAAAGAUGUAAACUGCAUCUUAACAGACUAUUAAUUGAGAAAAUUUGUUCCUUUGAUCCAACUGCUGAGCAUCAGGAAAUUAAUUUACAACUCAUUGAUGAAUACAUUGGAGUUCAUUCUAGGUCUGAAGUCUGGAGAUUUGGCAAUAUUAUCAUUGAGGACCUAUACCACUGGAUACACAUCUGUGUAGCUCUCAUGGUGCUAAAGGACAAUGUAAAUAAUGCUUUUGUACCCCCAUUGCCCUCCAAGACUGAUUCUUCUAUGUAUGCCAAAAUGCCAAGAACAUACAGGAGAAGUGAGGCAGAAGAUAAGAAAAGUCUCUUGGAUGAUCAUGACAACAUUGUGAUCCCUUCCAGUAGCCAGUCUCAAUACCAUUAUCUUCAUCUUAUAAAGGAGAAAACAGAUUUUCAGAACUUCAAGAGACUGGGUGGGCCAGGCUCCAAAGAAUUCCUGAAGAGUGAAAACCCCCGGGGGGCGGGGCUCCGGAGGCUCAAGUCUUGCGAGAAUUCACGCGAUUUGGUUUGCGAUGCGUCAUCACGCAUGACGCACGCCGACGUCGGCCACGCUUAG
Messenger RNA from Suncus etruscus (white-toothed pygmy shrew), 4080 nucleotides. RefSeq names its product EF-hand calcium binding domain 5 (gene EFCAB5). NCBI's taxonomy places the organism in Eukaryota, Metazoa, Chordata, Mammalia, Eulipotyphla, Soricidae. Gene Ontology annotation, molecular function: calcium ion binding. The transcript has 26 exons. The record is from RefSeq and is a predicted model, not a curated record.